Messenger RNA from Racocetra fulgida, 438 nucleotides. The record is from the annotation of a GenBank genome assembly. Lineage: Eukaryota; Fungi; Glomeromycota; Glomeromycetes; Diversisporales; Gigasporaceae.
GGUGGUGUAACUAUUUGGAAACUUCAACAAUUACUUGCAAGUGAUCUUUUCCCAGCAUAUCAUGAACCUCAUCCUGAUAUGGUUCGAUCUCUUACAGCUGUCUCAUCUCCAUUCAAAGGUUAUAAUAAUAUCAAUAUUUAUCAUCUUCAGCUUAAUCAAUUAACAUUGUCUAAUAUGAAUCUAGAAAAAGAAGCGCCGAAUUGGUACGAGAAUGAUGGUUUAUGUCCAACAAUUUCACAAAUGCAUCCCGGUGGAUUUGAAUGCAAUGAUGGAAUGUGUAAGCAUCAUAAAGGAUUUCCGAACCUUAUCGCAGAUAUUCGUGAACAUGAAAAUCACAAGCAAUCUAAUGAGAUAUUUAAGGACAUUGAGGAGAUCGAUGAUGAAAUAAUAGAAAAUAGUUUAAAAUAUGAACCAGGAAAAUGGGAUUGUGGUGAAUAA